Molecule: messenger RNA, 1237 nt
Organism: Octopus bimaculoides (California two-spot octopus)
Lineage: Eukaryota; Metazoa; Mollusca; Cephalopoda; Octopoda; Octopodidae
Product: nucleoporin Nup43
Cellular component (GO): nuclear pore outer ring
Molecular function (GO): protein binding
Source: RefSeq, a predicted model, not a curated record
UGUAAAUAGUCACAACAUGGCUGACAUGAACGUGAAGUUUAUUUCGCAGAAAAUAAGUAAAAUCCGAUGGAAACCAGUUGGAGCUUCGUCACUUCAGAAACCGAAUCUGUUUGUCACAGGUAGUUGGGAUGAUGAGCAAUGUAAGUUAUCAUUUUGGACAUUUGGUCAACAUGACAUUGACUAUGAUCUCUACACGAUGGAUACUGAAACUGCUCCAGUGGACAUGGAACCAAAACUCCUCGCAGACAUCACACAUGUUGGUGAUGUGACGGAUUUAAAGUAUCUUGACCAGCAGCAAGUUGUGGCUUCCUCAUCAAUGGGUUCCGUUGGAAUUUUUAAGCAUAACCAAAACACACAGGCUAUAGAAUGUGUACAAACAUGGAAGAAUCUUCAUGGCUAUAAUUUAAUAUCCUGUCCCUGUACAUGUGUUGGACAUAGAGAUGAUGUCUUAGUGACUGGCGGCGAAGAUGGCAAAAUUUGUGUAUUAAACUUAGAGAAGAAAAAUAUCACCAAAUGUAUUGACAAAGCAGAUAGCUGCACCAUUAACAGUAUCACAUUCCUGCGACAGAACGAAAUCCUUAUCACAAAUUCCACAGGACAGUUGAAGAUUUUCGACUUGCGAGCCAAUCCCUCGGAAACUCCACAGACAUUGUUUCUGUCUGGAGAGCAUGUGUCUUUGAUGUGUGCAGCGAAACAUCCGAGCCAACAGUAUCUUGUUGCCACGGGUACAGUUGAUGGCAGUCUUUGUCUCUGGGAUCUCAGGCAGAAAACAAACCCAGUCACAUUGCUUGGAGGUCACACAGGACCAUUGUGGGAAGUGAAAUUCCACUCUGCCUAUCCCAACCAUUUAUUCACCUGCUCUGAAGACGGUUCCUUGUGGCAUUGGGAUAAUUCAACUGCUGCUUCGUCUUUCCCUUACUUGGUGUCUCCUUCGGUGAAGCCCUCUCUUGGUAACAAGCUUUUGUUUUAUCUCAGUUUUUUGUAAUGUGUGAAUUAACUUCAUUUUAUGUUUGCUUUCCUAUGCUGGCCUGGGUUGGACUGCUUGCCACAGAUCAUGUGUGUGUGUGUGUGUGUAAUAUAUAGGUGCAAGCAUGGCUGUGUGGUUAAGAAGUUUGCUUUGCUGCCAAAUAAUUUUGGGUUCAGUCUCACUGUGUGGUACCUUGAGCAAGUUUCUUCUACUAUAUCCUUGGAUUGACCAAAGCCUUGUGAGUGGAUUUGCUAGACAGAAAUGGGAAGA